This is a messenger RNA of Vavraia culicis subsp. floridensis, 1084 nucleotides long. RefSeq lists its product as uncharacterized. The transcript has a single exon. The record is from RefSeq and is a predicted model, not a curated record. Lineage: Eukaryota; Fungi; Microsporidia; Pleistophoridae. The annotation marks the transcript as partial.
CGAUGGCGGACUUACAGGUGGAUUUUUAUUCAAAAGCGUACGAAAUAAACACGGUCAUCACCAUUAGAGGCGGCCCAAACAACACACGAGAACGAGAGCAGCCUGUGAUGGACGAAAUCAACGGCAACGAAAGCGAGACAUUCACGUUGGAGGAAUUUCGUAAGAUCAUUUUGGACUUCAGAAAAUGCGAAAAAGACUUCAUAUUGGCUCGUGUGACAACCCCCGAUCCGUAUAGACAGGACGUGUUAUACAACUACUACUACAUUGCAAGUGAGGUCAACAAAGUCCUUUUCAAGUACGAGAGUAACAGGCGGUUGCUCCACCGCAUGAAAGUGCGCAAUCCGCUGAACAACAUGUACAUUAUCGGGCAGGUGUACUACUACCACAUCACAAAGGAAGAAGUGGAUCGUGCACUAGUGGACUGCUUCUUUCGUAACAAGCGAUUGCGCAGCAAGGAGGGCCGCCGCGCCUUCUCAGCAGUGUUCAGAUCUGUACAAAACCCUGCACCGAGCGAUACGUUUCUUGCCACAUCAAAAGACACAGACUUUCCACGACAGCAACAAUGCAAAGAAGAGGACGUCAAACCGGCCAAAGACAUAAUAGAAGAUGUGCGAAAAGGAAAGUUACGGGUCCCUGAACACGACGUAACGCCUCUUCUUGUGAAUUACAACGCUUACUUCUUUGCCACAGACGAUGAUUUUUUGCUUAAAAACGAUACCAGAGAUUACUUCAAGAUGAACUCCAUCGAUCCGAGUGAGGACUUCCUGUUUGAACUUGACCGCACCGAAAAUGAUCUGUUUGCAAUUCUCGAGACGCCGAGUAGCAGCGAAAAUGACGAGGCACUGAGCUGGAAAAGAAUGCUAACGUUUCAUCUUAGUCUGUUGCUUACUCUCGUCGGUGUUGUACUGCUACUAGGAUCGUUUCCUGUCGUGCUGAUUAUUGCUUUUCCGCUUGUUGUUAUCGUGUUUUUAUCGUUUCUAUGUUCGCUGGUUUAUAUUUUGUGCAUACGGCGGAACAGUUUUGAUUCGUUGGCAGUGAGAAGCGUUGAAGAGAUGUAAUUAUUAUAUAGAUAAAUGAACUGUGU